AACCUGAAAUCCCGAGAUAAUAAAAAAGGAAAAAACAAAAAGGCAACCUAAUCUAUUACCAUGGCCAGGCAAAGAAUGAUUACAAUUGAGCCAUCAAAGAAGAAAAAAGGUGGAAUUGUGAAGCUCAAGAAUGUUGUAGAGAAAUUGGUGCAGAUCAAAGGCUUUUCCUCGGCGAAGAAACCGUGUUCCGAAGAUCAAUACGGCCGUGAUUGUGUCCCAAAAGACGUGAAGGAAGGCCAUUUCGCGGUGAUAGCCGUUGAUGGGUAUCAUGAGCCUACACAGAGAUUUGUCGUCCCAUUGAUGUUUCUAGAACAUCCUAUGUUCCGUAAGCUUUUAGAAAGAGCAGAGGAGGAAUACGGGUUCGACCACCAUGGAGCCCUGAUGGUACCAUGCCAGCCUAGCCACCUCCGGAUGAUAUUGACCGAGCAAUGGUGUUAAUAUUUAUGCCGUAGUUAUUACUAAUUUACUUGAAACUAUAUAAUAAAACCGUAUUAUUCACUAGAGUGACUCUAGUGAUUUUUAGUCACUUAAGAUUUUAGCUAUGCUAUGGGUUUCUAAUGAAAAAAAUAUAUA
Messenger RNA from Capsella rubella, 573 nucleotides. Its product is annotated as auxin-responsive protein SAUR50. The transcript has a single exon. The record is from RefSeq and is a predicted model, not a curated record. NCBI's taxonomy places the organism in Eukaryota, Viridiplantae, Streptophyta, Magnoliopsida, Brassicales, Brassicaceae. Bases 61 to 438 code for a protein of 125 amino acids. Gene Ontology annotation, biological process: response to auxin.